AUGGGGUUGUUUGACAAGCUAGCGGGAUGGCUUGGGCUGAAGAAAAAGGAGGUUCACGUUUUGUGCCUUGGCUUGGACAAUAGUGGCAAAACAACAAUCAUAAAUAGACUUAAACCUUCCAACGCUCAGACUCAGGACAUCGUUCCAACAAUAGGAUUCAGUAUAGAGAAAUUCAAGACAUCGAGCUUGUCUUUCACAGUGUUUGAUAUGUCAGGUCAAGGGAGAUACAGAAACCUCUGGGAACAUUACUACAAAGAAGGCCAAGCCAUUAUUUUUGUCAUUGAUAGCAGUGACAAAUUAAGAAUGGUUGUGGCCAAAGAAGAACUUGACACCCUUCUGAAUCAUCCAG
Messenger RNA from Phaethon lepturus (White-tailed tropicbird), 349 nucleotides. It is a transcript of the gene ARL6, whose product is annotated as ADP-ribosylation factor-like 6. Gene Ontology annotation, cellular component: axoneme; cytoplasm. The record is from RefSeq and is a predicted model, not a curated record. Gene Ontology annotation, biological process: protein localization to cilium; vesicle-mediated transport; cilium assembly. The annotation marks the transcript as partial. The transcript has 4 exons. Gene Ontology annotation, molecular function: GTP binding; GTPase activity. NCBI's taxonomy places the organism in Eukaryota, Metazoa, Chordata, Aves, Phaethontiformes, Phaethontidae.